Molecule: messenger RNA, 1650 nt
Organism: Puccinia triticina
Lineage: Eukaryota; Fungi; Basidiomycota; Pucciniomycetes; Pucciniales; Pucciniaceae
Exons: 9
Coding region: 1-1650 (549 amino acids)
Biological process (GO): protein folding
Cellular component (GO): chaperonin-containing T-complex
Molecular function (GO): ATP-dependent protein folding chaperone; ATP binding; ATP hydrolysis activity
Source: RefSeq, a predicted model, not a curated record
AUGUCUGCCCCAGUCAUGGUCAUGAAUGCGGCUGCCCCGCAACGCCAGACUGGUCGAAAGGCCCAAAUCUCCAACAUCACCGCUGCUAAGACUGUCGCUGACGUGAUCAGGACAUGUUUAGGCCCCAAGGCCAUGUUAAAGAUGAUCUUGGACCCCAUGGGCGGUAUCCUGUUAACCAACGACGGGAACGCCAUUCUCCGGGAAAUCGAAGUGGCCCACCCUGCUGCUAAGUCCAUGAUCGAACUAAGUAGGACGCAAGAUGAAGAAUGCGGUGAUGGUACAACAUCAAUCAUCAUUCUCGCUGGAGAAAUUCUUGCUUCUGCUCUUCCCCAUCUGGAACGUAAUAUCCAUCCCGUCGUCAUCAUACGCGCUUUCAAACGGGCCCUCGCCGAGGCUCUAAGCAUUAUCGAUCGAAUAUGUAUCACCGUCGACGUCACGAAUGACGCCGAGAUGUUGAAGCUCAUCAAGACUUCGAUAGGUACAAAGUUUAGCAGCCGAUGGAGCCCCAUGAUGUGCAAGUUAGCCUUACAGGCAGUCCGAGUGGUCAGUACCGAAGAAAAUGGCCGCAAAGAGGUGGAUAUCAAACGAUACGCUCGAGUGGAGAAGAUUCCGGGUGGUGCAAUUGAAGACAGUCGUGUAUUGGAUGGUGUAAUGUUGAACAAAGAUAUCACUCACCCAAAGAUGAGGAGACGAAUCGAAAAUCCUCGAAUCAUUCUUCUCGAUUGCCCUCUUGAGUACAAGAAGGGUGAAAGUCAGACGAACAUUGAGCUUGCCAAGGAAGGACAGUACGAGCGCUUCCUGGAGAUUGAAGAAGAGCAAAUCAAGGCUAGUUGUGAAAAGAUAAUUCAAUUCAAGCCUGAUCUUGUAUUCUGCGAGAAGGGUGUUUCAGAUCUUGCUCAACAUUUCUUCUUGAAAGCCAAUGUUUCCGCCAUACGAAGAGUUCGAAAGUCUGACAAUAACCGAAUUGCCCGAGCGACUGGAGCUACGAUUGUGAAUCGAGUCGAGGAUCUCAGGGAAAGUGAUGUUGGGACACAAUGUGGUCUAUUUCACGUUGAAAAGAUUGCCGAUGACUAUUUCACGUUUCUCACCGGGUGUCAAGACCCGAAAGCCUGUACAAUCAUGCUACGUGGUCCUUCCAAAGAUGUCAUUAACGAAAUUGACCGGAAUCUGGCCGAUGCGAUGGCGGUUGCUCGGAACGUCGUCUUUGACCCGCGGCUUGCACCGGGUGGUGGGGCUACUGAGAUGGCAAUCUCAGUCGGACUAGCUGCGAAGUCAAAGACUAUCGAAGGAGUCGAAGGAUGGCCUUUCAAGACUGUAGGGGAAGCUAUGGAGGUUAUCCCAAGAACAUUGAUUCAAAACUGUGGCGGAAAUACUAUUCGAACUUUGACUGAGCUUAGAGCCAAGCACGCCAAUGGCGAGCACGAAUAUGGAGUGGAUGGCGAUACCGGCAAAAUCACAGACAUGAAAACAAUUGGAUUAUACGAAUCAGCAGCUGUGAAAGUCCAAAUCAUGAAAACCGCCGUCGAAUCUGCAUGCUUGUUACUCCGAGUUGAUGAUAUUGUAUCUGCCAAACGUCCCCGAAGGCAGGAUGGCGGUGGCGCGCCCCAGACGAUGGCCGCAGGCGACGGUGGUGAUGGGCCAGAACAAUAA